This is a messenger RNA of Scleropages formosus (Asian bonytongue), 2440 nucleotides long. RefSeq names its product coiled-coil domain containing 106a (gene ccdc106a). The transcript has 8 exons. The record is from RefSeq and is a predicted model, not a curated record. Gene Ontology annotation, cellular component: nucleoplasm. NCBI's taxonomy places the organism in Eukaryota, Metazoa, Chordata, Actinopteri, Osteoglossiformes, Osteoglossidae. Bases 149 to 1273 code for a protein of 374 amino acids.
GUCACGGCGAGGGUCGGAAACAGCCCUGAGAUAACAAGAAUUACUAGUUAUUGUUAGCUAGCGGCUCGGUGCGAGAGAAAAGGAAAGAAAAGACAGUGUGAGUGGAGGGGAUCGGGAGGCGCGUUCAUGUGUAAGGAGUGCAGAACUAAUGGACGCGGAAAUGGGAGAGCCCUCAGCGAAGGAGCAUCAGGGUGUGAAGGAUGCGGAGACGAGCAGCUCGACGACGCAGAUGCACACCCUGAAGAAUGAAGAUGGCUAUGAAAUUUCCAUCCCCUUUGAGGAGAACAACUUUGAGCCGCCCGGGUUCUUUAACCACACUGAGCAGAACUUUGAAGAGUCCUCAUCAGGUUUGCCGCCCCCUGGGAGCUCCUAUCUCCUGAUCACAAACCUGCGCACGCAGCUGCAGAUCUCCCUUGAGAAGAACUCCUGGCUGCAGAAACGCAUUGAGGACCUGGAGGAGGAGCGGGACUUCCUCCGCUGCCAGCUGGAUCGCUUCAUCUUUUCCACCAAGAGCCAGGAGAGGAAUGGAUAUGAAUCAAGAACUUUUUCCUGGGGAAGAAAGAGAGCAAAUGAAAGGGAGCUCCAAUGUUCCACAUCUCGUCGAUUGUAUUCCCGAAGGUCUACCCCUUCAGGCCUUUCCAACAGCAGUACAGCUAGUUCCAGUCAGACAAGGAAUCCAGCGGAAACAGAGCUGUCCUCUACAGCCUCUGAACAGCUCCUCCAGGGACAAGCUGGGAACAAAAGCAAGCCCAUAAAUGACAUACCUGAAUCCUUGUCACUACUUGGAGAGGAGGAGUUCUUUGAAGAAGAUAGCUACUUGGGGGAGGAGGGGAUGAUGCCUGGGGAGGAAGUGAUGGCUGAGAACAUGAGUGUGAGCAACCUGGGAUCAGGCUCCAACAGUGGGCUGAUGAGGAGGCGGGUCUUCCGAAUUUCUCGUGCGAGGGAGAGACAGAGAGUGAAAGAUGCUGCAGGUGUGCUCUUUCGGUACAAAAAGAUACUUAUGACCUACCAGCGGCUAAAGAACAUGUCCAAGGCCUUCCAAAUCCAUGGAGUGGACCGCAACACAGUUGCUUCAACAACACCCAUUGCUGAGCUGUUGCUUGUGGCUCCUGAAAAGGUGGCGGAAGUGGGCGAAUUUGACCCCACCAAGGAGAAGCUCCUGGACUAUGCACGUCGCUGCUAUGUUGCCCUAGAUGAGCAGACUCUUAACAAAGUACAGGAGCUGAAGAAGAACAACCUGCUGCUGCCCAUUUCCUACAGGUUCAGGCACUGAGGGGGCUGAUGGGGUUCUUGGGUACAGUGGGCAUUUGGUUCUUUACAGAGAGGAGGUAAUGGAAAGAAGAAAUCGUACAUGUAUUCACAUACACUCAGAGAUUUUCUCAGCCAUGGAGAAGCAGUACAAAAGGGUUUUCAACAGAAAAUGGCAGAAGAGAGCAUUGAAUAUUUUUGGUUGUUAAACUUACUUCAGGAUACUCUGGAAAGAGUAGAAUGGAAGGGGUUAUGCUUUAUGGUGGCAUAAAACGAAAACCUCUGGUCUCACAAUGGAAGGAACAUGAGUGCAAUAAGGAAAGAUGCAUCCUUCACAGGCCCACAUGCAUCUCCCUUACUGAGCCCUUAAACUGAGCACCUUUGUAAAUGCAUUGUGGAAGAAGUUGUCAAACUGAAACAUAAGUAUACAUAUUUUGAUGUUUCUGACAGAACUAAGGUAAAUGGGUAUAAUGCAGGUAUGUUUCUGUGAAUCCCUAGUGUGCACGCUAAGGGCUUUGGUAGAAACAGUGGUUAAAUUGCUGGACUUUCAUUUUCUCUGUCCCUCAGUUCAUUUGUCAGUGAAUGUCAUUUGUGUUUUUGUUUCCUUUGUUUUUUUUUUAGGUUAAAAGGAGGAGAGGCAAAAUAAUUGGAUGAAUGCUACUCUGAAAUAUCUGCUGUAGAGUAAUGCACAACACUAUUUUGUUGUACCAUGGUACAUGUUGUACUGUACUUCUGUGACAUUUAUUAAAAUGCAUAGCAUAUUGGAAUUCUUUUGCAACAGAGCGAGCAUAUUGUUUUAAGUGCUAUGCUGUACUGUAAGUUGUACUACACUAAGGUAAAUUAAUAUUGUACUUUUUUUAAAUUUACAAAUUUGCACUAAUUUCUUACAUUGCCAAUGCAUGCUUUAAUGAUAUAAAGAAAUAUAAUUAAAAUGUUAUUGAUAACGUUUGCAAUUCAGGUAGCUAUGCACACUGAAUUGAUAUAAUGAAACUUACUAUGACUAGGGUGAAAGAAUACCUGUCAUUAUCAAAUUAGGUUGCACAUUCUGUGAUUUAACAAAAAAAAAAACACUACUUUUUCACAUUAGGCUGUAAGGCAGUAGCUCACUGGAUAACUAAUGCUCUAUAGUUCAUAAAAUGCUCUAGUAUAAUCAGCAAUGCUUUUAGCUGUAGUGUAGCUGUGUAGUAGCGUG